AAUUUGCCUGAAACGAAAGCAAACACAACACCAGGCGGUUUAGUCGUCACUGGCUGUCAGGGCGUGUUUUCAAGCUAAGUUAAGCUUGGCAGGGAGGAGGCACCAGGCCGGGCAGACUUUAUUUCUCCUCUAAAUUUGACCUACUGAUGUGUAAUUUACAGUAACUAUGGAUUUCGACGCGUUAUUUAAUGAAAACACGUUUCAGUUUUCGGACUUCCAGGAGUUCACGUUUCUUCCUGGACACCAAAAACUGAGCGAGCGAGUGAGAAAAAGACUGUAUUAUGGCCUGGACAAAGAUGUCUCACUAGAUGCCCUUUCUUGCCCUGUUACAGAUAUUGCUGUUGAAAUUUUCCAAAAGUCUGCCCCGAGCCCAAUCCGAAAGCUCCAAAAGAAGUAUGCUGCUCAUGUUGCAAGGGAAGCUUGCAUUUCUCCAUGUGCCAUGAUGCUGGCAUUGGUUUACAUAGAAAGACUCCGACACAGAAACCCAGAGUAUCUGCAAAAGAUCUCCUCGUCUGACCUUUUCCUUAUCUCGAUGAUGGUUGCCAGCAAAUACCUCUACGAUGAAGGUGAGGAAGAGGAGGUUUUCAAUGACGAGUGGGGAGCAGCUGGGAAACUGGACGUCCAAACGAUCAACAACCUGGAGAUGAGUUUCUUGAAUGCCAUUGAGUGGAGCCUCUUCACAGAGCCAAAGGACUUCUUUGAUAUACUCCGCCACCUGGAAACGAGCAUUGCGGAGAAGCAAGGAAUGAGACGUGGCUGGUUCACCUACACUGACCUGUGUGUGCUGCUGGAUCACUCCGCAUGGAGUCACGCCCUCGCUGCCAUCUAUCAGCACUUUGUAAAGGUGUCCUGUAUGCUCGGCCUGGUGUAUCUGACCAGUGUAGCCGGUCUUAUUGCUAGCAGUGCCGUUGUGCACCAGCUCAGUCUGUGCAGAGGCGACCAAUCCGCGCUGCCUUCGUCAAACGAAAUCGGCCUCCUCCCGACCCCCAGUCUCAGCCCAGAAGCAGCCACGCCGGCCCACCGCCCGCCAUGUUGUGUUCUGACCAAUAAGUCUCUGAACGGUCAAACCACUUCUCUUGAAAUCAGCCAGCAAAACAGACAGAACAAUUCUCCGUCUGGUUCUGCAAAAAACUCUGUUUUGUGUCUCUGGGGUUCUCUGCUGGCCUCCAUGAGCCGUGCACAUCGUGUCAAAAAUCCCAACGCGGAAUCUCCCCGAGCCUGGCCGUCUUCCUCCUUCGACUGUUCCGGCUGUCUUCCAAACCUUCCUCAUCUUCAGUGUGUACUUCGAAACACCUCGGCACUCCCUCGCCUCGGUCCUGUCAAACCCUAUCCUCAGUCGGCGUGGCUUUCCUCCAGCCUGAUGGGAGCCGCAGGAUCAAGCCUGGACUCACACUUUAGGGUGUUUUCAACUGUAGAUCUGUUGCCGUGCCGACCUGAGGCUCUGCUCAUGCCUGGCUAGAGAGGCGUCGCCCAUUGUCAUGCUGGAAACACCCCUGGAAACCGUAAAAGCUUUUGUUUUCAUGACUCACCACUGUCAUGUUGUUAAGAGCGCAGACGUAAAGUGGCACUUUUAUUUUUACUGAGGCGCUCUUAAGGGUGACAAAUCUGCUUUUUCAUAUUGGGAUGAACAAGAUUUCUUCCGAAUGUCUUGAGUUAUACAUGAUAAAAAUUGUAAAAAAAACAAGAUGGCAUCUCAUCGGGGCGGUUAGCGUAUUUGUUUAAAGGUUGCUAAGCAUAUCUAUAAGAAAGCUUUCCAGUGAGCGCUUAUCUUACUAGCUUUACAAGGAGGACGAAUUUAACCAGCAUAGGCUGUUUCCUAAGUUUUCACUUUGCUCAUGCRUACUCUGCGUUACCAUUUGUCUGUUCUUCUAUCAGUUUGGGUCAGAUUUUGGUCAAAUUUGCUGCAAGCACUGAUUUUGUUUUGUUCAGAGUAAGUAGUUGGGGUUCGAUACCUGCAAAGGAAAGUGUCAAAGUGGAAGUAGACUACUGAGUGGAAGCUUUAUCUGCAUAUCCAAAUGCACCUGUCACUUGUUUCAUUGAGAUUAAAGACAUGCUGUUUUCUCUGCAAUA
Poecilia reticulata (guppy) is the source of this 2070-nucleotide messenger RNA. RefSeq names its product cyclin Pas1/PHO80 domain containing 1 (gene cnppd1). Gene Ontology annotation, cellular component: nucleus; cyclin-dependent protein kinase holoenzyme complex. NCBI's taxonomy places the organism in Eukaryota, Metazoa, Chordata, Actinopteri, Cyprinodontiformes, Poeciliidae. The record is from RefSeq and is a predicted model, not a curated record. Gene Ontology annotation, molecular function: protein kinase binding; cyclin-dependent protein serine/threonine kinase regulator activity. Gene Ontology annotation, biological process: regulation of cyclin-dependent protein serine/threonine kinase activity.